Messenger RNA from Fusarium odoratissimum NRRL 54006, 771 nucleotides. RefSeq lists its product as uncharacterized. The transcript is spliced from 2 exons. The coding region runs from base 1 to 471 and encodes 156 amino acids. NCBI's taxonomy places the organism in Eukaryota, Fungi, Ascomycota, Sordariomycetes, Hypocreales, Nectriaceae. The record is from RefSeq and is a predicted model, not a curated record.
AUGAACGCCAGCCAGCAGAAUGCGACCAGGUCUGGCCGCCGCAACGCAGAGCGCCGCGCUCGGAAGAACACUCUUCAUCCGCAACCCCUGAGAAAGUGGUCCUCAAACCGAUAUCUGCGCGCUUUGUUUGAUCUUUACGAUUGGGUCUGCGGAAACUCCUCUGAGGAGUCUCCCGAGAUAUUGAUCUACGUAUCGAACAUUCCCCACACGUUCAUCAACAUCAAAGACAUUCUCACUGUGUCACUGAAUGAGCCUGUGAGUAUCGUCGCUUUCGCCAACCCGGUAAAUCCACUUCCACCGGGCUGGGCUCUAGUAUUGCUUUCGCCUCGUUCAUUUCUGCCUGGUCUUCGUGAGAUUUUGGGUGAGGGCGGAGCGGAAUGGUUGGUCUCAGUGACUACCAAGGCGCGCGUCAACUUUGAGGUCAUGAUUGAGUUUGCGGAUGAGCGCGCAAAGGAUUUUGGACUUAUGUAGGGGAUCAGGACGGCUGUUUCUCAAGAAAAGUUUAGUAAUUCCAUGCCAACCUUUAGAGCAAUGCUGACCGUUCACAGAGGGUCUGUUAAUGCAACCUCGCCAUCACAGGCCCUAGGGCAAUUGGUACAGCACCAGACCUAUGGGUGUUGAACACGACACUCUCGGGACAUGAGUGAAAACAUUUCCGAGGGAGUUCGGAACUCUAUGGAGGACGAGAAGACUUGCGAAAGUGGACCUCGCGAAUCUGCCUAUCGCCAGCCAACCUUUGUAACAAGACACUGGAGACCAUAGCAUACCCCG